This is a messenger RNA of Cadophora gregata, 1110 nucleotides long. RefSeq names its product 3-isopropylmalate dehydrogenase. NCBI's taxonomy places the organism in Eukaryota, Fungi, Ascomycota, Leotiomycetes, Helotiales, Ploettnerulaceae. The transcript has 5 exons. The record is from RefSeq and is a predicted model, not a curated record. Gene Ontology annotation, molecular function: 3-isopropylmalate dehydrogenase activity; NAD binding; magnesium ion binding. Gene Ontology annotation, cellular component: cytosol. Bases 1 to 1110 code for a protein of 369 amino acids. Gene Ontology annotation, biological process: L-leucine biosynthetic process.
AUGACAACUCACAAUAUCGUGGUCUUCGGAGGAGAUCACUGCGGCCCUGAGGUAGUCGCCGAAGCUGUGAAGAUCCUCAAGAUUAUCGAGGCUGAGCGCCCAAGCGCCGGAAAGUUCAGUUUUCAGGAGCACCUUCUGGGAGGCUGCUCGAUCGAUGCCACUGGCGUGCCUCUCACCACUCAAGCUCUUGAAGCUGCCAAAGCCGCAGACGCAGUCCUCCUAGGUGCAAUUGGUGGUCCAAAAUGGGGCACAGGAAAGGUGCGUCCUGAGCAGGGUAUUCUUGCUCUCCGCAAGCAGAUGGGCACGUAUGGCAACCUUCGACCAUGCAAUUUCGCCUCGGAAUCUCUGGUCGAUAUCUCUCCUCUCAAGGCCGAAGUCUGCCGAGGGACGAACUUCAACAUCAUCCGUGAGCUUACUGGGGGCAUCUACUUUGGUGACCGGAAGGAGGACGACGGGGAUGGAACAGCCUGGGAUACGGAGCCAUACUCCCGCCCGGAGAUUGAACGUAUCACCAGACUGGCAGCCCAUUUGGCACUUCAGGAAGAUCCACCCUUGCCAGUUUGGAGUUUGGACAAAGCGAAUGUUUUGGCGACAAGUCGGCUGUGGAGGAAGGUUGUAACGGAGGUUAUGGCCAACGAGUUCCCACAGCUGCAAAUCGGACAUCACCUCAUUGAUAGUGCAGCGAUGUUGAUGGUGAAGAACCCAAGAGCGCUGAAUGGUGUCGUGGUGACCAGCAAUCUUUUCGGUGAUAUUAUCAGUGACGAGGCGAGUGUUAUUCCAGGUAGCAUUGGCCUUUUGCCUUCUGCAAGUUUGAGCGGGGUACCAGAUGGUAAGAGUCGAUGCAAUGGUAUUUAUGAGCCAAUUCAUGGUUCUGCUCCCGACAUUUCUGGCCAAGGCAUAGUCAAUCCCGUAGGAACUAUUCUCUCGGUCGCCAUGAUGCUGAAGUACUCUCUCCAUCUCCCCGUUGAAUCCAAGGCCGUUGAAGAUGCCGUUCGAAUUGUUAUUGAAAAGGGCAUCAGAACGAAGGAUAUCGGAGGGUCAAACAGCACAGUUGAGGUUGGAGAUGCGGUUGCGGAGACACUUAAAGGCGUCCUCAAGGAACUUGACUAA